Messenger RNA from Fomitopsis serialis, 648 nucleotides. RefSeq lists its product as uncharacterized. The transcript has 9 exons. The record is from RefSeq and is a predicted model, not a curated record. Lineage: Eukaryota; Fungi; Basidiomycota; Agaricomycetes; Polyporales; Fomitopsidaceae. The coding region runs from base 1 to 648 and encodes 215 amino acids.
AUGGGCAGGGGACUAACCAUAUAUGACAGUUUUUAUCACUUGCCAAGAACACCUAUCUGGGCACCCCUGUCAGUACCCAAGGGAGAAGCAAUAUUUUGGGAUUUUUCCGCAGUUAAUGGGGCUCUCAGAAUAUUUGUCAGCAUUCCAGCCAAUGAGAGUGCUCCAAAAUCCCUUUUGAGUGACCGGAGUCGUCGACAGGCCGGAAUUCCGGCCUGUCGACGACUCCGCUUCGGCAGUGGGCGCCUAACUGAGCGCUUAGUAAGCGAUAAUCAUCAAUGUGUUGGAAGCAAUGAAACUAUCAUAGACACUCUGAUUGAAGGUCAAUUGGUCAAAUGCCACCAAAUCAUGUCUGCAGAGCCACUGGGGGUGAUAUACUGGAUUGAUGUCUUACAUACAGCAGGUAGUACAAAGAGUAUUUGGGGGAUUUUCCGCAUUUUAUUGAGGUCACAGUGCAGGAGAUACAGUGCCACUAAGGAGCCUGUGGCCGGGAUUCAAACUCAGCUCAAAACCUCGGCAGCCUGCCUGAUUAGGGUAGAAAAGGGGCUUGUUGCACCAAUCAGAGCAGCUCAGCAUCUAUAUGUAUACCUAGUCUGUGUCUAUGUGCAAGAGAAAGCCAGUGGCUGGAUAAUUGCCAUAUGGAGUAUGUGA